AUGGAAGGGGGGCUAAAACCAAGAUAUGCGCAAGAAAAAUAUAAGGUCCGCAAAAUGUCUGCACUUUGGGAAGAAAAUGCAGAAGGAGACGAAAAUGCAGCAGCCCCAUCCGUAAAUAAAAAUAACAAGAGCAGUAAAAAAAAUGUAGCAGUUGAGACAGACUAUGUACACACUAAAAAGAUACAGGAGAUAAUAGAAAAAUUAGAGAAAUCAAAAGAAAUAAACUUCCAGAGCAGGCAAAUAGAUGAAAGAAGUGGGUUUCUCCCGUAUGCGCAGAUCCAUAGAAAGAACUCAAAGAGUCCGUUAGAUGAAAGCGACGAAAUAAGCUGCUGCAGAAAAAAUGCAGAAAAUAAAAUAAAAUCCGGAUUCAAGAUAGAACCUCCACACACUGGUCUUGACCAACAAAGAAAUCUACAGAGAGUAGAAACACAUAGCUUCAACGAGAUGGUAGAGUCCACGCCAGUCAUCAAUCAAAUGAAGAACAUAUUAGAGAGCAUUGCAAUGCUACUGAACAGAGCAGCCAUGCGAGAGACAAUAGAAGACUUGCAGACGCCGGUGCCAGAAAAAGAGCUGAAAGAGAAUACUCCAAGAAAAGAUAUAAAAACGCCAGCACAAAGCUCUACACACAUUAAGGCAGCAAAGAGCAAAGAUGAUCCAUUAAUCAUCAAGAAAAAGCGCGCGCAGGAAAAGGCCCAUCUACUACUGCAGAAAAUGGCUAUAUCCGAGAAUGAAAAAAGAAAGAGCCAAUUUUGCUUCUAUAGAAUAUCUAAUAUACCGCCCAUUUCUUGCGCAGUAGCUAAGAUGCAUUACAUUUGGUCUACAAUUGCAAAUAUUCCAUAUAAAGACACGGGGCUGAUGAUCAUGCUAAGCAACACAGAGGCGCAGCUUGCAGUUACAAACAAAAGUGCGAGUAAGCUGGAGGCAAUUAUAGAUAGCUACAGAAAAUCCAAUGUAGACGCAGUUUUAUCAGGACCGCUUUCUGACCCACUAGAGCACAGCAAGUAUAGCAAGGAGAAGAUUUUGGACCUGCUCGUAGAAAAGGCCAAAAAACAUCUGGAGCACUUGCCAAAGGAAAUGAAAAAUGUUUACAUGUUAUACAACAAAGUAGCGAAAAGCAAGGACGCAAAAGACUUUUAUCAUAAGAUAAAGAGCAUGAUGCAAUGA
Nematocida ausubeli is the source of this 1164-nucleotide messenger RNA. RefSeq lists its product as uncharacterized. The record is from RefSeq and is a predicted model, not a curated record. The coding region runs from base 1 to 1164 and encodes 387 amino acids. Lineage: Eukaryota; Fungi; Microsporidia. The transcript has a single exon.